AUGAGAGCUAUAGUAUGCACUCUGUUUGUCUUGGGCCUGCUGUGGGACAGCGUGAGAGCUGAAAACACUAUCAGCAGCUUACGAGCGGCAGCAGAAGCGUGGGAGGGGGAGCUGCCCUGCGGAAAGUGGGACUGUGAAUGUGCAUUCAAGCGCCAGCGGGGCUGCUGCUGCGCCAACCCUGAGCUCCAGGAAGCUGAGGAUCAAAUCUUUGUGAGAAUCAUGGACCUAUCGAUGAGAAUGUCCCAGCUGGGUGAAAGCAUCCUCGAAGUCAUAGGAGGGAUACGUGUUGCGUUCACAGCCUCCCUGAGCCCCAGAAUAAACUGCUUUGGACCUUUCACCAGAAACAGUCCCAUUCCUUACGAUGUCAUCACCCUCAACCAAGGAAGUGGAUAUAACCCUGCUCUUGGUUUAUUCACAGCUCCUCGUUCCGGACUAUACUCCUUCUCUUUCUCGGUCUACUCCAAGGUGGACAUGGCAGGCGAGAGGAUGUACUACAAGGUGCAACUCAUGAGAAAUGGGGAGGUGGUGGCCUCCACGUGGGAGGACAACAGAGAGGACUCAGAAGACAGCAGCUCCCAGACAGUGCUGCUGUCACUGGAGCAAGGAGGCCAGGUGUAUGUAGAGUUACUAAGCGGCAGGCAGCUGUGUGGGAAUGUUGAGGGCCUAAACACCUUCUCUGGCUCCUUUGUUUACCCCACUCUGGCCUAA
Toxotes jaculatrix (banded archerfish) is the source of this 708-nucleotide messenger RNA. Its product is annotated as cerebellin-1-like. The record is from RefSeq and is a predicted model, not a curated record. Bases 1 to 708 code for a protein of 235 amino acids. NCBI's taxonomy places the organism in Eukaryota, Metazoa, Chordata, Actinopteri, Toxotidae. Gene Ontology annotation, molecular function: protein binding. The transcript is spliced from 4 exons.